Molecule: messenger RNA, 1829 nt
Organism: Porites lobata
Lineage: Eukaryota; Metazoa; Cnidaria; Anthozoa; Scleractinia; Poritidae
Source: the annotation of a GenBank genome assembly
AUGCCUAACAAGGAUUCAAGAGUUUGUCAUCUACACUUCGUUGACGGUGAACCAGCGGCUGAAAACCCAGACCCAACUUUGCAACUUGGUCACAGCAAGAAAACGAGAGCCUCCAAAAGCCCACCACCAACGCCACGGGAUAACUCUCUUGCAGUAAGAUCCAGAAAACGAGCUAAGCUAGAUACAUGUAGCGAUGAAAUACCAGUACCUGGUCUUGACCACUCAGCUGAGAACCUGGCUUGUGAUGAUGUUGAGCUCCAAGACGCUGAGCCCUCUACUUCUAUCAAUGAUUGUGUUGACAUAGACAGAGCAUCCGUAAUUCAUGACCAUUGCUAUGUCUAUGGCUGGUAUGAAAUUAAUGAAAAUUCGAAUUUUUGCAUGAACACAUGUUGCUCGAAAAGCAGACAAGACAAAGAUAAAAAAAUCGUGGAACUUUCGGAGAAAAUACAGGAGCUAAGUGAAAAAGUGAAGUUGCUGGAAGUUCAACUUGUAGCCAAACAGGAUAAGGGAUUGAAGCAUUCAGAUCUGAGAAAUGACCAGACUGUAAAUUUACUGACUGGUAUCCCAUCAAAGCCUGCCUUUCACAAAUUAUUUGACUCUGUCAAAGGAUCUAUAAAAAAGUGAGAUACUGGGGUGGCCCUAAGAAAACAUCCAGAAAAGGCAGGAACUUUAGGAAAUCACCAAAAAAAUUUGGACCAAACCGGGCUCUUUCUCAAAAGGACGAGUUUCUUUUAACACUAAUGAAACUCCGUUUGGGAUCCACCAAUGCAGACCUUGCACAAAGAUUUGGAAUUUCACGAAGUACCUUAUCAACUAUUUUCAGCACAUGAGUCAAAAUUUUGGCUAAUGAAUUGAAAUGCCUAAUAUACAAUCCUAGCAUGGAAGUUGUUAAGAAAACACUGCCAAAGAAGUUCAAAAAACCAGGAUACUGCAAGGUGCGCCAUAUAAUAGACUGCACUGAAAUUUUUAUAGAGACCUCAAGCAACCCUGUAAUCAGAGCAUCAACGUGGUCAGAUUAUAAGCACCACAAUACUGCAAAAAUCCUAGUUUCAAUCACCCCAAAUGGGGCCUUCAACUUCAUCUCCGAGACAUGGGGUGGGCGCACCUCAGAUGUCCAUUUGACAAGGGAAUCAGAGUUUUACAACAUCCUUGAGCCGUAUGAUGCAGUAAUGGCAGAUCGUGGAUUCACUAUUGCAGAGGAUCUUUUGCUUCACAGAGCUGACCUUUUUAUUCCGCCAGGGAAACGUGGACAAGAACAGUUCACGAAAGCUGAUGUACAGAAAACUAAAACAAUAGCUAAUCUACGCAUUUUUGUAGAACAAGCCAUCAGGCGGCUGAAAACAUUCCGUAUAAUCAAAGCUGGGAUCUUUAUACAUGCAUCAGGAGUUCUGCACUUCCUGUUGGAUCGCACGGCAUUGUGGGUAGGCGGGCUCAGAAAAGUGGGCAUCAACUUGCAGCCUCGCCAUAUUGGAUUACAUCGAGUGGAAUUACAUCGAAUUACACGUGCAGGAAUUUAUAAGAAGAACCAAAUAAAAGGUAUUUUAAAGGUAAGCUAUUGUUUCAUUACCUCUUGGCAACGUCAUUCUAACGAUUUUAGGCUGCAGAGUGUAGUCGAUUUGAGAUGGCACGAGUAUGAUUUUUGCUUAUUUUAUACUCAGACUUACGUCGUAUUUCUUUUGUUUAAAUGUAGAUUAACUUUGUCCAUCAGGCGGCUGAAAACAUUCCGUAUAAUCAAGAACGAACUGCCCACCUCUCUUAUUGGUAAUCUUGAUAACAUUAUCACUGUCUGUGCUGCAUUAUGCAAUUUGUACAAGCCUCUUUGCAAGUAA